AUGGCUGCACACAUCGCUAGCGGGAUACACGAGGGUGCCCACGGAGCAGCCUCUGGCAGUGCAUCCGAUGCACCCCAGGCAGCUUCUUACAUCGUGGACAAGUCCCAAAUCCCUCGGCCGUACAAGUGUCCCCUGUGUCCCAGGGCAUUCUACCGACUCGAACAUCAAACUCGCCACAUCCGCACACAUACGGGAGAAAAGCCGCAUGCCUGCACGUUUCCAGGCUGCGAGAAGCGCUUCUCCAGGUCAGAUGAGCUGACUAGGCAUCUCAGGAUACACCAGAAUGCCGGACCCACACCUGGCGCAUCCACUUCAUCGAGCGGCGGUGGAAUGAAGAGAGAGGACGGAAGUGGUUCAGGCAAAGGUGGCAGAUCGCAUCAGCAUGGCCAGCAACAUCAAUACGGCGACUCGCGGCAAGGAGCCAGAAAGGUGGAUUGGCACAUGGCUGAGGAAGAUGGCAGUGACGAUGAAGGAGACUGGCACGACAGCCAUCUGGCUCAUCAACAACAUCAAUAUGGACAGCAUCCGUCAGCCCACGCUCCUCCUCCUCACCACUACGCAAGUCAUCGCUCUCAUCCUUCUCACCUCCCUCACCAUCACCCUGAGCGAUCUGGAGAGAUGUCAGCCCUGGCUACACUAGCUUCAGACGAGCUUCACGAGAUUGAGCGAGUGGAGCGAGAGAGGGAUGGCGCUCCACACCAUCACUCUGGCUAUCACUCGCAUCAGCACUCCUACGCUCAUGCACCGCCGCCGCCUCCCCCUGGCCAUGCAUACGCACCACCUCACGCCUACCAGCACUAUCCAGAGGCGCCAGGAGCUCACCCUUAUGCUGCUGCUCCCUCGGCCGCACACGGCGGCGCUCCUCCGGCAUCCUACUAUGGUUCUGCUCCUCGCAGCGUCAAGCCUUCCGCCAGUGGUGUUUCCACUCCGGAACGCCCGCCUGGAUGCACGCACGACGACUGCCAUCGCGACUACAACCAAAAGGUUGCUGCAGCUCUUGAGCCUUUGCACCACCACGCUGAAGGCCGCAUGCCCCCACCUCCUUCUGCAUCGCACACAGCGUCUGCUCCUCACUCUUACGCACCCUCUUCGUCGUAUGGAGCGUAUGAUCAUGCUUCGCGGUACCCUGCACAGCCUUACGGUGGUCCUCACUUCAGCCGUCACCUUGCUUCGAAUCCUUCUAGCAUGCCGAGCAGUCGAGAGCAUUCUCCCCGAUACUCGCCCCAUGACUCCAACAUGAGCGAAGAGUACGGGUCAGAGGGAGAGCACGUGGAUGAGCACGGCAGGCAUCGCUCUGGAUACAAGACCGGCCACCCCGCGCCUCUCAUGCUUCCACAGCCCCGGCUCGCUGCUCCUGGACCUCCUCUUGCAGGACCUGUAGGCUACCCUUCUGCACCUGUGCCCGAAUGGACCCCAUCGAGCUCGCCUGUGCUGGGACCGCUGAAGAGCAUGAGCCUGUUCUCGCACACUGUGCCCAACACUCCGUAUGGAUCGAGGCCGGGAUCGCCUGUCAGGGGUCAUCGUCUUUCGCCGCCCGAUGCACGAAGUGGCUUCACUGUUGGUUCGCCACCUCACGCCGCUCUGCACGUCGCUGGUCAAGGCCACCAUGCUCCACACCGCCAUCGAAGCCAUCCUUACGGUGCUCCCGUCGGAACUGGGCUUGGCGAGUCACGAUCGCAUCACCACUUGAGCUCUUUGGGUGCGCCGACUACGAGUGCUGCAAGGGCAACGAUUAGACGUGGUCCUUCGUCCUCUGGUGGCGAGCGCAGCAAUGGCGACCCCGACAGCAACGAGUCGACUCCUGCUGUCAGCUCUGCCACCUCUCCCAUGCUGUCCAAUGGUCGACCGCCGUUGUCGAGGAGCAACUCGAAUUCAUUCGGCGGAGGAACAAAGUCCACGAGCAGCCUCAGUCUCAGUGCCUAUCACCUCACAGGCCCCACUUCGGACCAGGCAAGGCGACUUGUCAAGGAGCAUGGCCCGUCGAGCGGCAGCAGGACCGCGUCUGACUCUUUCGCAGGCACGCGAUCUGCCAAUGCCUCGAGGACGCACUUGCCUUCCUUGGCUGCCGAUGGAUCGUCCAGGACUCUGCCUUCGCUCUUUCCCGACAGUGGAAGGCCAAGUGGCGGCAGCAGCCACCACGCGCAACCUCAUCUGCACUCGGUAGCCAACGGCCACCACCAGCCUCUGCACUCCCACAGCUUCCAUCCUUAUGGACAUAACAGUCACGGAGCGGGCAACAGCUCCAAGAGGUCAAAGUCGCGAAGUGCACCUGCCAGCCGAGCCACCAGCCCUCAUACCUCGCCGUCGAUGGCAUUCAGCGCAGCACACCCUGUCCCUGUGAGCCACACCAGGCAGAGCUCCCACGGUCAAGGCGGUCAGCUGGCUGCUUCACCUCGCGAUCAGGCGCCUUCCGCAGGCUCUAGUCCUCAGCACAGCUCUGGCUACCCUUCUCUAGGUCAAGGUCUGCUCAAUGGACGUCGCACCUCGCAGCACUCUAGCCCCUCGAGCUCCUUCACUGGUGGUCCUUCGUCGAUGAUGAUGAUGCAUCCCCAGUCUAGGCAGUCGUCUCCCGCGACCAGUGCUUCCGGACAGGGCAGUGGUGGACGAGGAAGCGUAGGCAGUAUCAAUCUGCCAUCGAUGGCAGGCAGCAGAGUUCACUCCAGUGGCGGAGGUUACAGCGGAAGCGCCAAUAGUGGAAACGGUGGCAGUGGUGCCGGAGCAGGAGGAGCCAGCAGCGGUAGCGGUGCGCAAUCUGGCAGCAGCGGCAGCAAGAAGAGCCUCUUUGCCCUCACGCCCAUUCACGCCUCAGCGCCCCACUCCCCUUCACACCCGGCCCACUCAGAGGCAAAGAUGACCCCUGCGGCAUCCCCUGCCCUCGCUCACGCAACGAGCGGGAUGACGCUCCCGCCCAUCUCUAGCCUCAAUGGAGGCGGAAGCGCUCGACAGGGAGAGGAUGUGGAGAUGUAA
Molecule: messenger RNA, 2967 nt
Organism: Microstroma glucosiphilum
Lineage: Eukaryota; Fungi; Basidiomycota; Exobasidiomycetes; Microstromatales; Microstromataceae
Exons: 2
Coding region: 1-2967 (988 amino acids)
Cellular component (GO): nucleus; cytoplasm
Molecular function (GO): RNA polymerase II cis-regulatory region sequence-specific DNA binding
Source: RefSeq, a predicted model, not a curated record